CUAUUCCCUCUCUUCGCUUCAGCUCGUGUAACUUCCGGCGGAGCAUCCGCGCCAGUUUGUUCCGAUGUAGCUAUUCCUACGGAUAAUAUGGAUUACAACGCGUCUAAAAGCCGCCUGACGGGCGUCAUCUCGGGGAAGCUGAGCUUGGCCGCCUCGGAGAUCUUGGCGGACGUGGAGAUGACCUUUCUCCUGUACGAGGCGGAGGUUUCGGCCUUGAGGCAGGAGAUAGACCGCCUGAAGAGCCAACUGGAGCUGCUCCAGCCUCGGGUUAAAGAGGAGCCCACAGACGACCAGAUGCUGUUCUCUCUGUGCGGCGCUGAUGGAGGCGACAGAUGGCAGGACGACGUGAGACAGACGUGUGAAAUAAAGUCGGAGAAUCCUCAGACCCUGCAGAUCGUCUCCUACACCGGGGGCCUGAUGGAGGGCCGACACAUCGACGGGCCAGGUCCUGACGAAGCCUCCAGGUUGACUGACGGGAUCAAUAUGGAUCUCCCGUCUGAAGCCCAUCGCCUCCAGCUCGUAGCCGGCCUGGAAAACUAUGUGGAUCUUAAGAUCUGCAUCCUGACCGACUGGACCAUCGAGGAGGUCUCAGACCAAGUGGAUGAUCAGUACCCGGUUCACGAGCUGCAGUGUCGCUCAGGCCAGCAAGAGGCCGACUUCUUGAAGCUGCUGAGGUCCACCUUCCCUGUGCUGGCCCCCAGCACUCCCUUUGAGUCCUUCAUCACUGACCCGACCAACAGGCUGCAACCUCUGGAGCUGCAGGCCUUCACACCGGAGCAGAUCUGCCGAGCAGCGGGGAACUCUGCCCUCUACAUCCGCCUGAAGUGUCCAGUUGAGCAGGAAGCAGGAAGUUGUCAGCCCACCAGUACUCAUGACUUUGACGAUGAAGAUGCUCCGCCCAUGGAGCUUCAGACUGCACCCGACGCCAACAGAAACGAGACGCCCCAGGAAAAGCCGGUUGAAAAUCAGAGUCAUCAUAAUGAUGUCAUCGUUCUCAAAGUCCGUGUUUUUGAGGACUCCCGAAUUACGGCUCUGUCCAAGACCGUGCUGAAGAAGUACAAGUCCAAAAAGCUCCGGUGUCCCAGUGGGAUGCAGGAGGCAGAACUCCUGAAGCUGCUGAAGUCCACCUUCCCCCAGCUGGCCGCCGGAACGCCGUUUGAGUAUUUAAUCACCAACAGCACCAAGAAACUGCUGCCUCUGAAAGUGAAGUCCUUGACGCCAGAACAGAUCAGCAGCGCUGCUGGGAACUCUGCCCUCUACAUCCGACUGAAGUCUGUAGAGGGAAACAUCAAGUCCAGCCUGAAAGAUCUGCUGGCAGAGGCACCAAGAAAAAAAAAAAAGUCUCAAAACAAAGAAACAGACGCCCUCAUCAUCCUCAAGGUUUACAUCCUGGAGGACUCCAGCAUCGAAGUCGUCACGUCAGAAGUGCGGAGGAAGUAUUGUCUGAAUAAACUGGCGUGUCCUCGUGGGUUGAAGGAAGCGGACUUCCUGAAGCUGCUCAGGUCCUCCUUCCCCCAGCUGACCCGGUUUGAAUCCUUUACCUGCAACCGCUACGGGAAGCUGCUGCCUCUCCAGCUGCAGUCCUUCACGCCUGAGCUGAUCCGCACGGCGGCCGGGACGUCUGCCCUCUACGUCCGGCUCCAGCAUCCAGAGAAACCCAGUGAUAGAACAGAAGAGACUCGGCAGAACAAUCAGGACGCAGAGAGUCCAGCUGGACCCAGUAACGGAAAUGAAAACCCUAACCCAGCGGAUGAUGAAGACACUCACAUCAGCCUGAACGUCUGCUACCUGCAGGAUUCACAGAUGGAUUCGUUUUCCUCUCAGGAAGGAGCUUCUUCCACUUUCAGCCUGCAGCGCCUUUUCCAGAAGUUUCCGAUCCGUGAGCUGACGUGUCCCCGAGGUCUGCAGCAGUCCGACUUCCUGGCCUUCCUCAGAUCCACGUUUUCUCAGCUGGGUUCUGAUCAGCCCUUCAGUGUUUUUGCUCUUCAAGGCCAGAAGAUGCUGCAGCUGAACCUGAACAGUGUGACUCCAGAGGAGAUCAAGGCGACCAUCGACUCUCUGGGGGCUUCGGUCAUCUGCAUCCAGCAGCUGAAGAAUCUUCCUCAGAAAGAAGCCGAUGAAUCUGAAGAUCCUCGUCCAAGAACUCCACAAGACAGCAUUCAGGAUCCCAGCAGGAUGACCUCUGACCCCGACGACCUGGUGGAGCUGAAGAUCUGCAUCGUGGCCGACCCCAUGAUGGACGUUGCCUCUCCUCUAGUGUUGCAGAAAUACCCCAUCCUGGAGUUCCAGUGUCCCGGGAGCCUUCAGGAGGCCCAGUUCCUCAGCUUGUUGCGGACGACCUUCCCUCAGCUGGCCGGAGAAGCCUUGGACUUCCUGACCGGUCACGGCGGCGACGUGAAGCCCAUCAACCUGCAGAAUCUGACGUCUGGUGACAUCAGCAGGACCCUGAGAUCAGCCGGCGGUUCUCUGCUCUACAUCCGCCUGAAGGAGCAACGUAACGUCCAGACCAGCGUGAAACGGAGUCGCUCUGACGUUUCUCCCACCAGCAAAAAAGGAACAAAACGAAGAAAAAGAUGGAAGAGUCAGUCCAACACAGCAGCACCAAGUGAGGAUGAUGAAACAGAAGACAGCGAAGACGACUGCAAUCAGAAUAAUGUAAAGUCCACCGAAGUCUCAGAUCUGGAGCCCAAACGCAGCCCAGGUAGUAAUCCUGUGGAGGAGACGGUCAAACAUCCCGACCCGACGCCGAACAUCCAGACAGACGACGAGCGGACCGACGACAGCGAGGAUGAAAACUACUACAAAAAUCCUCUGGUUUGCAAGCUCUCUCUCGCUCUUCUGCAGCCGGCGACAUCUGGGCAGAGUUCAGAGCAAGACGUGAAGACUGAACCCGAGGAUCCGACGGGACAGGAAGAUCCGACGGGACCGGAAGAUCCUGGCGAGGCGGCGAACAGCCAGGGAGACGAUGACGAAACGGAGGACAGCGAGGACUACGACGAGUGCGAAAGCACAAAGUCUUCCCGCCUGUCGUCUUUUUGCCCCAGGAGGCCAGAAAAUGAAAUGAAGGAAACCACGAGCAAAAAACAAGUGAAGAAGAAUAAGAAGGAGAAGAAGAAUAAGAAGAAGAAGGAAAAGAAGAAGAAGGGGAAGAAGAAAGAAGUCAAACCGGCAGUUGGAUCGACAAACCUGAGGACCGAAGAGGUGGAAAUAGUCGACAGUGAGGAUGAAGGUGAUAAAAACACAGAGUCCACUGCAGUCGCGUCUCUGCAGCCUCCAACGUCUGGUAAAGAUGCAAAGAGACAAACAGGAGCUGUGAAAACGGCAAAGAAGAAAAAAGUGAAGCGUUCACUAAACAAAGAGACAAACGGCAAGAAAGAGGAGAUGGAGAUCAUUGAUGUUGAGGAUGAUGAUGGAGACGAAGCAUCUUCACUGCCUCAGGUGUUUGUUCAGGAUAAAGUGAAGCAAUCAGCAGUAAAGACCCUGAUGAACAUGGAGGCGGUGGAGAUAGUCGACAGUGACGAUGGAGACAAAGACUCAAAGACUCAGAGGCUCCUCAGCCUCAGAUAUCUGGCAGAAACGGCUUCACUGAAGAACCACCUCCAGACUCACCGGAAAAACUACACCUGCAAAGUCUGCGGGAAGUUUUUCCUCACCAAAGGCGGCUUGAAGGGACACCUGAGUCGACACAAAGGGGGCGCUCCUGAGCUGAAGUAACCUGAAGGCCAGGACCAGAACCUGGACCAGAACCUGGACCAGAACCUGGACCCGUCUGCAGAGGAAACCUGCAUCUCCUCAGGAAAACUGUAAAAACUAAAAACUGUAAAAACUGUAACGUCUGGAUAUCAACUUAUGCUGACGUUGUUCAGCUGUUCCUUCAGGUUCACAAUGUCAGAACAGCAACUGAUCAGGGUGAGUUCUGGUCCGGUCCGUGUUCUCCUCUGGGUCCGGUCCGGUCCGUGUUCUCCUCUGGGUCCUGUCCGGUCCGGUCCGUGUUCUCCUCUGGGUCCUGUCCGGUCCGGUCCGUGUUCUCCUCUGGGUCCGGUCCGGUCCGGUCCGGUCCGUGUUCUCCUCUGGGUCCGGUCCGGUCCGGUCCGUGUUCUCCUCUGGGUCCGUGGUGUUUCUGGUGUUUCUGGUGUUUCUGGUUCCUCUGGUUUGUUUUGUUGGUGCUUGAAGAUGAUUUUUCUGCUGCUCCUCUCCAGCCUGUCGAAACGGACCAACGUCCAGAGUUUGGUGUUGAACUGGUUCUGGUUCCUCACUUUUGGGACAUUUCCUCAUAAAAAGUCAUUAAACGGUUUCAGCAGAAAGUCCUGCAUAUAAUUUUUUGAGUUUUAUAAAGAUUUUAUAUUUUUAGGGGAAUUUCUAAACCGUGACUUUUUUUAAGUUCUCAGAUGAUGAAGAGAUUUUUGUUGUUUUGAAUUGUAUUUGAAACAUUCUUUAUGUUAUUGUUUUAAAUAAAUCCUUGAGUUUUAAUUAUUGUAUUUCUGCCAUACUGUAAUUUUUCAUUUGGUGGAACAUUGUCCUGCACCACAAGAAGUGGCAUAAAUGACGGCGCAAUUAUUCACAAUCAUAUUCUCAGUUAUCACACUUUACAAGCUGUGUUGUGUGUGUACAUUUAAAAUAUAUUAAU
Molecule: messenger RNA, 4627 nt
Organism: Gambusia affinis (western mosquitofish)
Lineage: Eukaryota; Metazoa; Chordata; Actinopteri; Cyprinodontiformes; Poeciliidae
Exons: 20
Coding region: 88-3714 (1208 amino acids)
Source: RefSeq, a predicted model, not a curated record